Choloepus didactylus (southern two-toed sloth) is the source of this 780-nucleotide messenger RNA. Its product is annotated as E3 ubiquitin-protein ligase RNF114-like. The transcript has a single exon. The record is from RefSeq and is a predicted model, not a curated record. The coding region runs from base 1 to 687 and encodes 228 amino acids. Lineage: Eukaryota; Metazoa; Chordata; Mammalia; Pilosa; Megalonychidae. Gene Ontology annotation, biological process: protein polyubiquitination; ubiquitin-dependent protein catabolic process. Gene Ontology annotation, molecular function: ubiquitin protein ligase activity.
AUGGCGUCGCAGCAGCAGGGUCGUGAGGGCGGUGCGCAGCUGGCGGGGUCCGCGGCGGAGGCCGACCCCCUGGGCCGCUUCACGUGUCCUGUGUGCUUGGAGGUGUACGAGAAGCCGGUACAAGUGCCCUGCGGACACGUCUUUUGCUCUGCAUGCCUGCAGGAAUGUCUGAAGCCGAAGAAACCUGUCUGUGGGGUGUGUCGCAGCGCUCUGGCACCUGGCGUCCGAGCCGCGGAGCUCGAGCGGCAGAUCGAGAGCACAGAGACUUCUUGCCAUGGCUGCUGUAAAAAUUUCGUCCUAUCCAAGAUCCGGGCCCACGUGGCCACCUGUUCCAAAUACCAGAAUUACAUCAUGGAAGGUGUGAAGGCCACCACAAAGGAUGCAUCCCUUCAGCCAAGGAAUGUCCCAAACCGUUAUACCUUUCCUUGCCCUUACUGUCCUGAGAAGAAUUUGAUCAGGAAGGGACUUGUGGAACACUGCAGAUUAUCCCAUAGCACGGAUACCAAAUCUGUGGUUUGUCCUAUAUGUGCCUCGAUGCCCUGGGGAGACCCCAACUACCGCAGCGCCAACUUCAUAGAGCACAUCCAGCGCCGGCACCAGUUUUCUUAUGACACUUUUGUGGAUUACGAUGUGGAUGAAGAGAACAUGAUGAAUCAGGUGCUGCAGCGUUCCAUCAUCGAUCAGUGAGCAGAGUUUCUGCUAUCCAUCUCAUGUUCCAGAGCUUCCAUUACAUGUUAAGCAUGAAACAUUUGACUCACAUGCUUUAAAUGUACAACAGAU